Messenger RNA from Oncorhynchus mykiss (rainbow trout), 4801 nucleotides. RefSeq names its product SH3 domain and tetratricopeptide repeat-containing protein 1. Lineage: Eukaryota; Metazoa; Chordata; Actinopteri; Salmoniformes; Salmonidae. Gene Ontology annotation, molecular function: protein binding. The record is from RefSeq and is a predicted model, not a curated record.
CAUGAGCCAAACGUCACAGGAAAGGACAUGACAAUUCUGAUGAUGUUGGGAAAUCUAUAAGCAAAACAGCGAUUUUCGCUAAAUAUAUAACUUUAGAAUACCGUAAGUAACAAGUUGACAACACCAUCUUGCUAUUAUUCUAUGACAAUACAUCUUUAAGUGUGGGGUUUACUCAAAAGUUUCAUGUUAUAUUCGACGGGAUAGUAAAAGUUUAUGAGCCCUUAUGCGUUCUGCGUGGAUAGUGCGCGUGAGGCGCAAGGAGGGCGCGGUGGCGCGUGAUCCACUGUCGAUUGCGGAGUUUUCGGUAGAGCCGCUAAGGUUACAUGGAGAAGUGGGAAACUAUUUGAUCGAAGAUGUCAAAUGCGGAACAGGAGGUAGAACCGGUCCCGGUGGCGGUGGGUAACGGAGUUGACACGAGUCGCCGUUACCGGAGAAAGCUCUCAGCAGAUGACCACAAGCAUCAUCACCAUGAUCCGGUAAAAAUUGAGACUAUCACCCGAAGUAGAAAAAUAGGCACCUCCAGAGAAGCUGGCAGUGUAAGGGGAACCAUGUCAACGUCUGAAGACAGCUUCCCAACAGCUCUACCCAUGUUGCUGGCCAUGGUGGAGGGGCCCGACAGGCACCCUGCAGACGAGGGGUCUCAGGAAGUGCUGCGGGGGAAACUCUGCCUCCUGGAGGCCGACAGCGCGGAGGUCAACGCUCUCUUUACGGAACUCUCUGCCAGGCUGGUCACCAUCAACAGUGAAGAAAACGUGAUAUUCGUCACAUUCAAAACAUUCGAAGAGAUAUGGAAGUUCACCACAUAUUACACAAUGGGCUUUCUGGGUCAGUGCAUGGAGAACUUGCUCCUAGACCAGGAUUUCUGGUUGAGCUCUAUGGACCAGAAGAACGUGGGCAUAGAGAUCUCUAUCCAAGAGGAUACUCUCAACCUAAUGUACAAAGGCAUUCUCAUGCAAGAGGGUUCCUUCUUCGCCAGCUGCAGUUCCACCCAGAUGUUUGAUAGCUCCACCUCUGGUAGUGACCUCUACCUGGAGCAGGGGGACAUAGCCCUGUUCGAGCCCCCGUUCUUGGGGUCGGGGUGGACUGUACUGUCCCUGGGGGAUGGAGCCCGGGGGACCAAGCCCAAACCAGCCCUGGAGCCCGUCAUACCCUUCCACCAAUGGUUCUUGAAAUCCUGUGCGGAGAACAUCUUAGUUGGUAGUGGCAAGCCAGCAUGUGACUUCCUCUGCCAGUUUGCCACAGGCUCCUGCAUUGCCACUGUGGAGUAUGACGCAGGAGGACCAGAUGAGCUGAGCCUGGAGCAGGGUGAUCACAUCCUCAUUGUGGGCCUGUUGGUGUCUUGCUUCGAUUGGUUCACUGGCAGGCUGGAGAGGACAGGAGAGGUGGGACUGGUGAUGACAACACUGGUCAAGCCAGCUGAUGAUACCCUUUGUGAGUUGGCGGACAUAUUCCUAGACCAAGAAGAAAGGUUAUUUUUUAACCUUAAAGAAGAGCAGAUCAAAGAAGAAACUAUUGCCUUGCUGAAGAAAAUCUCCCAGAAUGAUGUUGGAUCCGUCUACAAACUUGAUCUGAUUGAUCAACCAGAUUCUCCAAAGGAACCAUCUCAAAAUGGUUCCCAAGGAAACAUGGAUGCUCACCAACAAGCAGAACUGAAGAGGAAGAUAGAAGAGAUUCUACAAGAAAGGAAGGAGAAAGUGCCUUGUGCGACUGUGAUGACAAACGGAACUCUGGAGGACCACAGUGUGUCCUCUAAGACUACAUUACCCAGUGGGCCUCACUUCACUGUCCACCCAGUAGAGGAAGGCACCAUCACCAACCAAGAGAAACUCCUUCCUCUUCUAUCCUUUCUGGGCGGCUCUGACUACAAGCCAGAUUUUGGCACCCUCUACGUACAAACCCCAGAACUGCUCCUUGCCACUUUCAACGGCCACUCGGAUGACAUUGACGAAUUGGUGGCAUACUUAGGCAUAGCCAGGGAAACGGCCAGGAAGAAGCGUCUCCAUUGGUCGCAGAGCCGCCUCUGUUUGCUUUUGGGGAAACUCUGCGCGGGAAGUUCAAAAUUCUCCCAAGCUCGAGUCUACUUCGAGGAGGCCCUCAGCAUCCCUCGAGAUGGAUUCACGGACAUGCUAAUGCUAGCUAACAUCUACGUAAACCUAGCUGUGAUCUAUCUCAUGCAAAAAAACACAGAGAAGUACUUUGCUUUGUCCGAGCGGAUUGCUGCAUUGCUUAUGGGUAUCCCUGACUGCGUCUCUACUGUAGAAAAAGACUCUGAAGUUCUCAAGUUCAUCCUGAAGAAAGCGGUUCUCGCUCAUAACAAGAUGGCUGAAGCACGUGCUUGUUUCCUUCUAGCAAAGCUCCACUGGAGGCGAGGCGAGGGGGCGGACGCUGUCCCGUUCUUGGAGAGACUUCUGGUUCUCUCGGCAGAGCCAGCAGGUGUCCGGAGCGUCAGGCCCAGCCACGGCUACCUGAGCCUGGGGAGACUGUACAGCCAGCUCUCCCUCCCCCAUCUCUGUGUCAGCUCAGCCAGGAGAGCCACAAUGCAUCCGUCCGCUAGGCUAGCCGAUUGUCUGAAUGGAAUGGGGCUAGUGCUGGAGAACACAGCCAGACUCUAUGGGAUCCGGAAGCAGGAAGACACCAUUCCAGCUCAAGUGGCUCUGUAUCUGAGCCGGUCGCUCUCUUUCACUGGGGAAUUAGCUGGAGUCGGUGGCAAUGGUGACCACACUCUAAGCCAGGCACUAACACUCUGUCUAUCCCAACUGUUUCAGAAACACGGGAAACUAGGACGCGCGGUGCGCUCCAUGCACACUCUCAUAGACGAUCAUUGCAGGCCGUCAUCAUCAUCUUGCGCCACUAGCAGCCCUGAACGCAUCAGCGCCCUCGUGUGGCUAGCCUGGCUGCACAUCUGUGACAGCCAACCGGAGGUAUCACUAGAUGUUCUAGACUCAGUGCUGGCCUCCAUGCCAGAACACUGCACUACUCCACAGGAAGGAUUGGUCCACAACAUGAGGGGUGUGGCCCUUCGAUGCACGGGAAACCUGCGGAGGGCGGCAGAAAGCUACCAGGCGGCCAUUUAUGUGUGUGAGGAGUUUGAGGACAGGGCCAACUGGGCGGUCGCGCAGGCUAACCUGGGGUUGCUGAGUCUGAAGGCUGGGGCUAAGGGUCUGGCGGAGAGGCAUCUCACGGAAGCCGUGGAGCUGUUCUCAGAGCUGGGUGGAGAGGAGCAUGAGGUGAACUUUAUAACAGUGCUGCUGGAGCUGGGACAACACUGUGUGAACCAGAGAUUCCUGGAAAGAGGGAAGAUCUACUUUGAGUGGGCUCUGCUGAUGGCCAUUAAGUCAAACCAUUUAGACAGUCAGUUAAGUGCGACGCGGCGUCUGUGCCACCUGUACGGAGCUGUAUGUUCUGACGAAGCUCAGUGCAUAAUCUACAACGAACAUCAGCUUGCCAUACUAGCGACCCGGGGAGACAGAGGACAAGAGGGGGAGGUGCUGGAGACCAUCAGCCAGCUAUACCUCAGUCUGGGGACCGAGAGGGCUAGGUGGUCGGCUCUGGACUACACCAAGCGUAGCCUGGGUAUCUUCAUCGACCUGGGCUGGAAGGAAAAGGAGGCAUAUGCCUGGCUGCAGGCUGGGAAGAUAUACCAAAUGCUGGGCCAAACCGAACUGGUGGACCUCUAUGUACAGGUGGCCCAAGAUGUGGGCCUGAGUACAGGAGACACACACUUUAUCCUACAGCUGCUGGAGGCAGCAGGGGAUGUCUUCUUCAACCUCAACCAGGAGAGAGAGAAGGCUGUCUGCUUCUAUAGGGACCGUGCCCUGCCCAUCGCUGUGAGGACCAGCAGUACAGAGGCCAGACUAAGGCUGUCUAACAAGCUGGUGGAGCUGCUACUGCAACUGAAGCUGUAUGGAGAGGCCGUGGAGUACGCCCAGGCCGCCCUGGACAUCAGUGUUACAUUGGGAAAUCGUCUAAAUGAGCGCGUGGCCUUCCACCGGCUGGCCACCCUGUACCACUGUCUGGGUCAGUUUGAACUGGCUGAACACUACUACCUGAAGACCCUCUCCCUCUGCCCCACGCCCCUGGAGUUUGAUGAGGAAACCCUGUACUACGUCCGAGUCUAUCAGACGCUAGGGGACAUCAUCUUCUAUGACCUGAAGGACCCCUACGAUGCCGCGGGGUACUACCACCUGGCGCUGGCAGCAGCCAUGGACCUCGGCAACAAGAAGUCCCAGCUCCAGCUUUGCACACGAUUGGCUACGAUCUACCACAACUUUCUGGUUGACCGGGAGCUCUCACUCUUCUUCUACCAGAAAGCGCGAGCGUUCGCCUCAGACCUCAAUGUACGCCGCAUCAACCUCUCGCCCGACCAGAACUUCAGUAGUAUGUCACAGUACAAGUCGAAUAGGUUUAGCACUCAGGAACCAACAAUUAAGUAACCACCAAACCACCAUCUUAGUUUGGCAGAAGAAUGGAGAGUUUAAGGUAUCAGAGGAAAUUGUGCCAAGUGGAUGUCGUAUGUUGGGUUUGAAGAAGUGUACAUAUGUAAUUUGAGAUUUUUAAACUGUUGAGAUGUGUUGAUGUGAUUUUGCCAAUUAGGGUUCUGUGCCGUACUGAACAAUUUCACUUAUAGAAUCAUAUAGCAAUAUCUAGAAUUGUCUUCAGUUGAAGACCUGAAAUUAGAUGAAGUCAUGGUAAAAGGAAUGAAUCAUGAAAGACAUACAGUACCAGUCAAAUGUUUGGACACCCUUACUCAUUCAAGGGUUUUUCUUUAUUUUUACUAUAUUAUACAUUGUGGAAUAAUAGU